Stylonychia lemnae is the source of this 1599-nucleotide messenger RNA. Lineage: Eukaryota; Ciliophora; Spirotrichea; Sporadotrichida; Oxytrichidae. The record is from the annotation of a GenBank genome assembly.
AUGCUUCUAAGUAGAGUGAUGUAUAAGAUAAAGAAUUAGCAGAGAAAUACCCUCUCAUUCAAGCAUAUACAGGGAGUGAAAAGAUUAUCUUCAAAGUUCUUAAAAGAGGGAAAGAAUAUGCCUAAAGAUGAGCUCUUUGAAUUGAUAAACAAAAUAAGAUCUGAGGCACAAAAAGCAGGGUAGUAUAUUCAUGGCAAUUUAAAGUUGAAUUUUUUCGCUAAUUACUCAGCAAUUCUGCAGGGAUUGCUAUCCAGAAUUGAUAUUAUAUUUGACAAGAUCUUAAAUAUUCAGAAUAAGUUAGAGGGGAAAGUUGAGCCUAAGAAGCAACAACCAGUUGAAAAGAUUAAGUCUACAAACUAACCAAUUAAAAAGAAAAGCAAUUGUCCUAUAUUGGAAUGCACAGAUAAAUCUAGAGACGACAAGCUUUGCUUUAUUCAUUCUGGAACUAAUCCCGUGACUACUGUGAAAUUCUACCCUUGUAAUGAGGGCUUUGUAUGUGAUUUAGACUAUAAUAGAGAUGAACUUGCUUGGGUCAAUAGCACUUAAUAAUUUACAUAAUCUUCAACUGAUCCUAACCUCAGUGCAGUAUAUUAAAAAAAGACUCAAGCUUAUUGUGUUUCUUUAGAAAAGUUCAAGUAUAACUUAUUAGCAGGGAGAUAAUGCUUACACAACUCACAAUGUUAUCAAAGAAAUUGUUAUUUUGGAAUUUGUCGAGGAAAAAGUUCAGGGGAGGAAUGCGCCAAUCACUAGGAAUGUGACAUAGGUCUUACUUGUAGGCAUUAAAUGGAAUGGCCUUACAACACUUUAUGCUUACCUUUUAAAUUGCCAGGCGAGGAGUGUGAUCAUGAUUUUGAUUGCGAAAUGAAUUACAAAUGCUGGUACCCUUCUGAAACUCAUUCUAAAAAUAAAACUAAAACCUGUAUGACUGCCUAUUCACUCGCUGAUGGAGCAUCAAUAGGAUAUCGGUAAAUUCAUAAUGAAAACUUAAAACAUCAGAAUUUCCUUGAAAACGGUAAAGUGUGCAAGUCAAUGUUUGCUGUACCUACAGGCACUUAUUCAGGCAAGUGUGCUUCAUAUAACUCAGCAGAUUCUAAUGCUUGUUCCCCUUUCGUCACCUAAACAAAUAAAGUUUCUCUGAGCACUUGCAAGUAUAACUAUAAUCAAAACUCAGCGACUGAAACUGUCAAAUGUGACUGCUCGAUGAAAGGUAGCAACUUAGGCAUGUGCACCUGGGCCAGUAAGGAAACGCACAUUUUAUAUGCUCAGAAAAUGAGUUACUUGCUAACCUAAAUGGACUAUUGUCAUUCGGCCGACAGAGAAAACUUAAUAGCUUUUGGUGAAUGCGGGUCUAGAGGUACUAAAAAUACUGAUUGGUAAGAAGCUGUAAGAGCUAAAUUAGAGAUUGAAACUUAUGCAUAAAGAAAAGGAGACUCACAAAUUACCUGCAUUGAUGCCUAUCAUCCAAAUAGUCUGUCUAAUUACAUCAGAUCUUAUUACAGUUUUGAUUAAGUAACUGCGAUUUUAUAUGCUGGUGCCAAUAUUUUGAGAAAAGGAUUUGAAAUUGUUAUCUUAACUGGACUUUUUUAUUAUUUUUAUUGA